UAGUACUGGCUGUAAAAUAGUAUAGUAUAUACUGACUUGGCGCCCUCGUUAAAUAUGUUUUAUUGGUAAUGCAGCGCAGUUUGUAACUCAGCUUAUUGAAAGUGCUCAUAGCACGCAUGCUUCAAGCAGUCUUUCUGACUAGACCAAAGUCACCGCUGAGGAUAAGCGAGAAAAUAUCCGGUUGCAACUGACAGGCAGCUGCAGCCGGAGUACUAAAAGUGGCGUCUUCACACGAGACCUCAUCUGAGCAACUGCGCGCGCAGCACCUGCACUGAAACGUUAGUAAAAGUGGAUCGUUUAGGCGAAAAGAUGACCGCACUUGCCGUGGACUUGUCAUGUUAGAACUCUGUCGGUUCCCGCAGUCGUGAGACUGUAGUAUGGACCAGCUAUGCUGUCCAGAAAAGGACUCAUUCCCGAGGAUUAUGUGUUGACUCGCUUGGCGGAGGAUGUGUUACAGCCCAAAUAUAAAACAAAACAGCGGAAAGCGCGAUUCGUCGCCAAGAACGGAACAUGCAACGUAGCGCACACGAAUAUUCGCGAACAAGGACGCUUUCUACAAGACGUUUUCACCACCCUAGUAGAUCUCAAAUGGAUUCAUACUCUUUUGAUAUUCACUAUGUCCUUCCUGUGCAGCUGGCUUUUGUUUGGCAUGAUCUGGUGGCUCAUCGCCUUCGGGCACGGAGACUUGGACGUGAAAGGUGACGACUUUGUGCCGUGCGUGACGGACAUCCACUCGUUCUCCUCCGCUUUUCUGUUCUCCAUCGAAGUUCAGGUGACCAUCGGCUUUGGAGGACGGAUGAUCACGGAGGAGUGCGUAUCAGCCGUAGUUAUAUUAAUCAUUCAGAACAUAGUAGGUUUGGUGAACAAUGCCAUCAUGUUAGGAUGCAUCUUCAUGAAAACGGCUCAAGCAAACCGGCGAGCAGAAACGCUGAUCUUCAGCAAACAUGCUGUUAUAACUGUCCGAAACAACAAGCUGUGCUUCAUGUUUCGCCUCGGAGACUUGAGGAAGAGUAUGAUCAUAAGUGCGACCGUCCACAUGCAGGUGGUGAGGAAAACCGUCUCCAACGAAGGCGAGCUGGUGCCACUAAACCAGAUAGACAUCCAAAUGGACAACCCGGUUGGCACCAACAGCAUCUUUCUGGUCUCUCCUCUUAUUAUCAGUCAUGUUAUUGAUAAAAACAGCCCUCUGUAUGAUCUUUCUGCGGCUGAUCUGCUCCAUGAAGACAUUGAGGUGAUUGUCAUACUGGAGGGGGUUGUGGAGACCACCGGUAUCACCACUCAAGCGCGGACCUCUUACCUGUCCGAGGAGAUCUUAUGGGGGCAGAGGUUCGUGCCCACGGUGUCUGAAGAGGAUGGGAUGUAUGCUGUGGACUAUUCAAAGUUUGGAAACACGAUUAAAGUGUCCACGCCGAGCUGCAGUGCGCGGAUAUUAGAUGAGGAGGGCGGGUUGGAGAGGUUUAAAGUGCACGAGUCCACCAGCACCAGACGAAUCAGAAACACAAAAAAAGAGUUAAUUUAACCCACUCAGAAAAACGGUUUUGCCAUUUGUUUGAGCAUUUUAUUGUUAAAAGUAGUAUUCUCCAGUAAAUGUAUAAUUUACCUUUAUGUUUUAACGUUAUAUUUAUUCAUUAUUUUAAAUAAAAAAAUAUUAAUUACAUAUUUUAUCAUAUAUUUUAUUUGUAACAGUUAUUUACGAAUGGCUUUGUCAGGGGCGGUUAAUAUCUUUGUUUAUGCUCAAAUUCACUUUAUUCCCGCUAGCGCCAUCUUUGAUUUUUAACAGGAAUGACAACCAGGCUGUGAGGCUUCCAUCUCUUCAAUGGCAUGCUCGGUAUAAAGCUGUAAAAAGCUCCAAAUCACAUCUGAUUUUCCACAACUCAUGUUGUCUAGAGUUGUUUGUCUACUGAAUGUUCUUGGAAAGAUGUUUUUUUUUUUUCUUUUUCUUUCAAUGUUUUGUCCACGGAACGAUCCAAAAACACUGUAAACAGCUUUACAACCCACUGAAGAGACUGUAAGUCUAUCCCUCACAGCCUCGUUGUCAUUCCCAUUAACAAAGAUGGUGCUUCUGUGAAUAAGGUCUAUAGCUCACAGAUACAGAUGUUUCUAUAUACACCGAUCAGCCACAACAUUAAAACCACCUGCCUAAUAUUGUGUAGGUCCUCCUCGU
Molecule: messenger RNA, 2164 nt
Organism: Myxocyprinus asiaticus (Chinese sucker)
Lineage: Eukaryota; Metazoa; Chordata; Actinopteri; Cypriniformes; Catostomidae
Product: ATP-sensitive inward rectifier potassium channel 11-like
Exons: 1
Coding region: 389-1519 (376 amino acids)
Biological process (GO): potassium ion import across plasma membrane; regulation of monoatomic ion transmembrane transport
Cellular component (GO): plasma membrane
Molecular function (GO): ATP-activated inward rectifier potassium channel activity
Source: RefSeq, a predicted model, not a curated record